Molecule: messenger RNA, 2337 nt
Organism: Anopheles marshallii
Lineage: Eukaryota; Metazoa; Arthropoda; Insecta; Diptera; Culicidae
Gene: trbd
Product: ubiquitin thioesterase trabid
Exons: 5
Coding region: 1-2337 (778 amino acids)
Biological process (GO): protein K29-linked deubiquitination; positive regulation of Wnt signaling pathway; protein K33-linked deubiquitination
Cellular component (GO): cytoplasm; nucleus
Molecular function (GO): cysteine-type deubiquitinase activity; K63-linked polyubiquitin modification-dependent protein binding
Source: RefSeq, a predicted model, not a curated record
AUGUCGGGUUCGUCGUCUACGAACAAGUCAGACCAGCAACAGCAUCAAGAACGGGAAACUGAACAGCAGCAACAACCACAACAACCGCUGGAUGAAACAGCCCAGGAACAACAUUGCUCCCAGCAGCAACCGAAAUGGGUGUGCGACUAUUGUACAUACGAAAACUAUCCAUUGUCCCUUAAGUGUAUCAUGUGCAAAGGGUCGAAGCCACUUCUUAAGGAGGAUAUCUUUCGCCUGAGUCCAACGCAGCAGCUCAGUGCGACGAAUAGAUCGAACCCAAAUCUGGCGAGUGGUGCUGUGAAAUCGACAACGGUCCCAGAGCUUGAUACCAAUCAGCGAUGGCCAUGCACGGCAUGUACCUAUCUGAAUCUUCCCCACACCAGACGGUGUCUGCAGUGCGAUACCGUGCGCAAGGAGGACGUGAUCCCGAUGCAGCAACAGCUCCAACAACAAAAACCAUCUCCCCCAAAAGUGAUAAGCGAGUACGAUAGCAUUAGCGAUCAGUUGAAUGCAAUGAACAUUUGCCGUAGUGCCAGCCCCGGGGACGAUGGAACUGUGUGCACAAGCGAUACUGGAAGUGGUAAGCGGAAUCGCAACAAUUCACCUGCGUCGGGUGCAUCGUACGGUAGUACCAGCUCAAGAUUAGCAUCGUCCGCACACGACAGUGAACCGGUCGGAAAGGGCUGUGCGAGUGACUCCAAACACUCACCGUCGCCGGUGUCCUCUUCGCCCGUCAGUACGAUGGGCCGGGCCGUGGCCAGCUCACCGGUCAACGCAGGAAAAUGGUUCUGUUCCGUUUGUACGUACGAAAAUUGGCCGAAAUCGCUCAAGUGUUCAAUGUGCUUGCAUCCGCGUGACUCCCCGAGCAGUAAUGUGGGAAACAAAAGUACUCAAGCAGCGGCUAAAGCGUCCCCGGAACACGACGAGAACAGUAUCAACGUGGCGAGUAACAUCAUGGUAAACAACAAGCGUAAUCAACAGUUUGUUGGUCACGCCGACUCUAUAAACAAUAUGGAUGCGUGCAAGCAGGAACGAUACCUGCAGCUGUUGCGCCGACAACCGGACUGGGACUGGUUGAAUGCGUGCGUCGGUAUAGCGGAAAAUAAUAUUGGCGCUGUGGAAGCUUACCUGGAGUGUGGUGGCGAUCCAAGCCGGGCCCUUACAUCGGCCGAAGCGUUUCUAAUUAGCCGGAACAAUUGUGCAUUUGACGUGGGUCACACACUGAUUCAUCUAGCGAUACGGUUUCAUCGCGACGAGAUGUUGCCGCUGUUGUUGGCACAAAUUUCCGGCUCGGGCCCAGGUAUUAAGCGAGUGCCAGCGUACGUAGCGCCGGAUCUUGCCAGCGACAUACGUCGCCACUUUGCCCAAUCGCUACGUAUACGCAAGGCUUCGUUCAACUGCCAGUUUGUGAAUGAACAUGCCACCUUUUCACUGCCGGCCGACAUCGAGGAGCUUCCGCUGGUGCUGCAGGAGCAGCUGUACGAGGAGUUACUGGAUAAGGAUGCGCAAAAGCAACUGGAGAUGCCACCGCCCGCACUAAAUUGGUCGCUGGAAAUUACGGAACGACUCGGCUCCCGGCUGAUGGUGUUGUGGAAUCGUAGCGCUGGCGACUGUUUGCUCGAUUCCGUCAUGCAGGCAACGUGGGGCGUAUUUGAUCGUGACAAUACGCUCCGUCGAGCGUUGGCUGACAGCUUGCACCAGUGCAGUCAUAUUUUUUAUCCGCGCUGGAAGGAGAAUGAACUAUUCCAAGCGGCGUUGCUUCAGUACACCGUCGGUGAGAUGCAGCUGGAGAAAGACUGGAACACGCUACUCUCGCUGGCUAGUCAUCCCGGUUCGUCCCUAGAGCAGCUGCACAUCUUCGCGCUGGCACACAUCAUGCGCCGACCGAUCAUUGUGUACGGUGUGAAGUACGUGAAAAGUUUUCGCGGUGAAGAUAUUGGAUUGGCCCGGUUCGAGGGUGUCUAUCUGCCGCUGUUGUGGGAACAGAGCUUCUGUAUCACAUCACCGAUCGCGCUUGGCUACACACGGGGUCAUUUCAGUGCGCUUGUACCGACCGAUCCGUACUCGCGAAUCGAUGCAACUCGGGACGACCGGGAAGACAUAACCUUUUUGCCUCUAAUGGACUGUGAGAUGAAGCUGCUGCCGAUUCAUUUUCUGACCAAAAAUGAGAUUGGUCGUGAAGAAAUGCUGGUCCGUCAAUGGCUAGAAGUAUGCGAAACCGAAGGAGGAUUGCUUGUCGCACAGCAGAAGCUUCACAAACGUCCAUUAUUAGUCGCUCAACUGCUUGAGGAAUGGCUUAACCACUAUCGUAGGAUAGCGAUCUCGAGGCUGUUUUAA